Messenger RNA from Arvicola amphibius (Eurasian water vole), 2680 nucleotides. It is a transcript of the gene Tgfb3, whose product is annotated as transforming growth factor beta 3. The coding region runs from base 467 to 1705 and encodes 412 amino acids. The record is from RefSeq and is a predicted model, not a curated record. Gene Ontology annotation, biological process: transforming growth factor beta receptor signaling pathway; regulation of cell population proliferation; SMAD protein signal transduction. Gene Ontology annotation, cellular component: extracellular region. NCBI's taxonomy places the organism in Eukaryota, Metazoa, Chordata, Mammalia, Rodentia, Cricetidae. Gene Ontology annotation, molecular function: growth factor activity; type III transforming growth factor beta receptor binding; type II transforming growth factor beta receptor binding. The transcript has 7 exons.
UUCUGUUUUUUGGGACCCAGCCAUGGCCCUUCUGCACUUUCUUUAAAAUACCCACUUUUCUCCUCAUCACCAAGCAGCAUUUGGCAAUAUCAGAUAUCCGCUCUAUUUAUUUUUACCUAAGGAAAAACUUCAGCUCUCUUCCCACUCCCAGCUGCCUUGCCACCCCUCCCAACCCUCGGCUUGCCCUCCACCUGGCCUGCUGGGAGCCAGAGCCCAGCAGAACCUGUUCAGACAUAUGGACAAGAAUCCUAGCGCUACAUCGCACACACAGUCCGCUAUCGUCCCGGGGCUGCCAGCGCUUCCUGGGAGUCCUGAAGCCAUCACAGUGCAGUGAGUUCAUGCACCCUCUUGCCAAGCCUCAGUCUUUGGGAUCUGGGGAGGACGCCUGGUUUUCCUCCCUCUUUCUACUGGGGUCUCCUCCUUGCCAGGCCUCCCCUGCCCCCUGGCCUCGCUCCUGGGCUCACACAUGAAGAUGCACUUGCAAAGAGCUCUGGCGAUCCUGGCCCUACUGAACUUGGCCACGGUCAGCUUCUCUCUGUCCACUUGCACCACCUUGGACUUCGGCCACAUCAAGAAGAAGCGGGUGGAAGCCAUUAGGGGACAGAUCUUGAGCAAGCUCAGACUCACCAGUCCCCCCGAGCCAUCGGUGAUGACCCACGUUCCAUAUCAGGUCCUGGCUCUUUACAACAGCACCCGGGAGUUGUUGGAAGAGAUGCACGGGGAGAGGGAGGAAGGCUGCACUCAGGAGAACACGGAGUCAGAGUACUAUGCCAAAGAGAUCCAUAAAUUCGACAUGAUCCAGGGGCUGGCGGAGCACAAUGAACUGGGUGUCUGCCCCAAAGGGAUUACCUCUAAGGUUUUUCGCUUCAACGUGUCCUCAGUGGAGAAAAACGGAACCAAUCUGUUCCGGGCAGAGUUCCGGGUCUUGCGGGUGCCCAACCUCAGCUCCAAGCGCCCCGAGCAGAGGAUCGAGCUCUUCCAGAUCCUGCGUCCCGAUGAGCACAUCGCCAAGCAGCGCUAUAUCGGUGGCAAGAAUCUGCUCACAAGGGGCACUGCUGAGUGGCUAUCGUUUGACGUCACUGACACCGUGCGUGAGUGGCUGUUGCGGAGAGAGUCCAACUUGGGUCUGGAAAUCAGCAUUCACUGCCCAUGCCACACCUUUCAGCCCAACGGAGACAUCCUGGAAAAUGUUCACGAGGUGAUGGAAAUCAAAUUCAAAGGAGUGGACAAUGAAGACGACCACGGCCGGGGAGACCUGGGACGCCUCAAGAAGCAGAAGGAUCACCACAACCCUCACCUGAUCCUCAUGAUGAUUCCUCCACACCGACUCGACAGCCCGGGCCAGGGUGGGCAGAGGAAGAAGCGGGCGCUGGACACCAAUUACUGCUUCCGCAACCUGGAGGAGAACUGCUGUGUCCGCCCCCUCUACAUCGACUUCCGGCAGGAUCUGGGCUGGAAAUGGGUCCACGAGCCUAAGGGUUACUAUGCCAACUUCUGCUCGGGCCCUUGCCCGUACCUCCGCAGUGCAGACACCACCCAUAGCACGGUGCUGGGACUGUACAACACCCUGAACCCGGAGGCGUCGGCCUCGCCGUGCUGUGUGCCGCAGGACCUGGAGCCCCUGACCAUCCUGUACUAUGUCGGCAGGACCCCCAAGGUGGAGCAGCUGUCCAACAUGGUGGUGAAGUCGUGCAAAUGCAGCUGAGGCCAGCAUGCAACCGAGGAGGAAAAACUGCCACCAAAGCGACAGACCUCAUGCUAGAGGCCUGGAGCCCGCAAGCCCUGGCUCCCGGCAAAUGGCCGAGAGGGAGGCUUCCUUCUGGAACAUUUCUUUCUGCUAGCUCUGAGAAUCACUGUGGUAAAGAAAGUGUGGGUUGGUUAGGGGAAGGCAAACUCUUGAGAACAUGGCAUUUCUGUGGUACAGACAGAGGUGGUGGGGUUGGAGGAGAAAGGAUGUCGAGGCACCAUGGUGUGUGGCAGUGGGACUGGGCUACUCUAGGGAGGAGGUUGGGUACAGUGAGGGUCAGUGAGGGUCAGACUGGAAGGCUCUUCAGAUCUGAGGUCGGCUCUGCCCAUUGAAGUAUCACAUCUACCCUAAGGGAUCAGGAUGACAUUAGAGGCAGCUGGCAUUUUCCUUCAGACAGGUUACCAAGACAAAGUCCCCCCAGAGUCAGAUCUUGCACUGCCUGGGACUAAGGACAAUCUGUUCUUUUCGCAAACUGCCCUCUCACGCCAGCAUCAUGAAUCAUGACAGAUAAUGCAAUUAGUUUCUGGGCUAGCAACUAGCUAUCUCGGGUCCUCUGGAGAUGCCGAACUCAAAAGUCAAGGUCAGAAUUUGUUCUCUCGAGUCUUCCCUCGGGGCCCCUCCUUUUGCCUUCUUCCUUGGUCGUAUUUCCCCAUGGACAUUUGGCUAGACACCUUCCAGGUAGGUCAGGGUUGGCUCUCUGGAUUGGGGGUCCACACAGCCUGGGGCAUCAGGGAUCAUUUCCCUUUUACCCUCUUAGACUCCAUGCUCCCCUGGGGUUCCUGGAAGCAGGUGCUACGUGCAAAAGUUUCUGGAGAGGCUGCGCGUGUCUGACAUGACGACUUGGCCCCAGACGCACAGACUGAGGUAUAAAGACAAACACAAAUAUUACUCUCAAAAUCUUUGUAUAAAUAAAUAUUUUUGGGGAAUCAUGGA